CGCGUCGAGCCGGAGGCAAAAGCUCCCAUUCUCACACCUGCUCAAUGUGAAGAUCCGAAAGGGGGAGCAACUCCGAGAAUUUAUCAAUAGGUGGGAGAAGGAGGCUAGGGACGUCCAAGGGGCGGACGACCAGGCCAUGAUUGCUAUGCUCCAAGCGGCACUUCCUCAAGGGGAUGUGCGCAAGGAGUUGCGACGAAAUCCGUUCUCGACCUACCAAGAGAUGCUAGCCAGGGCAAAGUAUCUGGCACUGGAAGAAGAAGAUGACGAGCCACCUGUACGGAAGGAGAAGAAGAGCGGGCAGCCAAAGGGAAGAAAGAGGAAAGAUUUUGCGAUCAAGGGGCAGGCCUUGGCGGACUUUGUGGUAGAGUGCACCGCAAGGGAAGUGGAGUCCAAUGGAGAAGAGCCCGAGGAAAAAUGGUGGACCAUAUACACUGAUGGCUCGUCCGCAACCAAUGCUUCGGGAGGCGUCGUGGAAAUAUCACCAGAGGGAUUCAAGGCAUACUACUCCGUAAGGUUCCGGUUUAAGGUCUCAAACAAUGAGGCCGAGUACGAGGCGCUGCUCUGCGGUUUGAGGCUGGCAGCAUCAUUGAAGGCCGAGCGGAUCCAGGUCCGGUGUGAUUCUAAAGUGAUAGUGGGCCAUGUCACAAGAGAAUUGGAAGCCAAGGACAAGCGGAUGAAGAAAUACAGAGACACCGCGUUGGAGUUGCUUAAUGCAUUCGAGGCGUAUUGGAUACAGCAGGUCCCCCGAGAAGAAAAUGUUGAGGCACACAUCCUAUUGAAGUUUGGUCUAGAUUCCCCGGAUCAUAUCAAGGAGAUGACCUAGUAAGAAGAGUUGCUCGAGCCAAGCAUCAGUCUCGGACAUUUUUUGGUCGUUACACUCAACGAGCCAGAUUGGAUUGACGAACUAACCAUGUACAUCCUGGACAAGUAGCUACCAACUAUUGGAGUUGUGCCCUAAUGGCCAAUUGUUUAUCGUUAUUCUAUCAUGUAUAGGUAGAUAUAAUAUGUUUACACAUUUCAUGCUAAUGUAAACAAAUAUUAUAUUCCUAGAUUUAUAUUUAAAGAUGUUUCUCAGAUAGUGUUAUUCUUCUGAUGAGACAAACAUCUUGAAGUAAAUAUUUAUCUGAAUG
This is a messenger RNA of Cuscuta campestris, 1130 nucleotides long. Lineage: Eukaryota; Viridiplantae; Streptophyta; Magnoliopsida; Solanales; Convolvulaceae. The record is from the annotation of a GenBank genome assembly.